CUUCAGGAUACUAUCACGGCUGACAAAAUACGUCCUGCAACACCAACUAGUGACCAAAAAUCCUUUGAGAUGAUGGAUAAGGUAGAAGCCUUUUACAACAAUGGCUGGAGCAGCGGACAAAUUAGCAUGGUACUUGGUGAUAACACAUACUCGGUGUGUCUCUAUACUUCUAUGGAAACUAUUCUAUUCAAACAUUCAGAUUUGCGAAUUCAUAGAGAAUGGAAAGAUGGAGUCUGGAAGAUGGCAGAUAAGGUGAAGCCUGAUAAGAAAAGGAAAGCUGCUGCCUCAUCACAAAAUUCAGGAAUGGAUAAUGUUUUCCUAAGAAGGAGCGAGAGGGUGCCUAAACGAUCUAGAGACACAAAAACUCCAUUCAAGUCUGACAGAAAUCCGGCUUUAACUGUAAUACCUGAGAUUAUACCUGCAGUUGAUCCGUUUUCAACUCCUGCGGAACAUAAGCUUUCAAGGCUUCAAAAUUGGAUGACAUUAAAGCCCGGCAUGCAUGAAACGUCCCUAUCAAUCAAUGAUAAUAAGAUAAGGAAAUCUUUCUUUCAAAGCAUGGAAAAUGCAAAAAAGGACCUUAAGAAAGAGCACAUUGAUGGAGCCUUUGCAAUGCUAAAUUGCAGAAGAAAUGAGAAUGCUGCUUGGUUCCACAACUACAAGAUUCCAAAGGCGUGCUUCCUACCUAUGGAGUUCUUGCAUUGCUUGCUCUCUGAUGAUUUGGCUUACAAGAAAGAAAAGGUCAAAGGUAAAAAGAUUUUCAACGAUUUAUUUAAAGAUACUGUGAGAGGGAAGGUAUAUCCAGAGAAGACAUGGGGAGAAGAUGUUGAUGUUGUGUAUGGGAUUACUCUUGGAAAAAAAAGCAAUGUCUGGAUUGGGAUGGAAAUUCAUUUGAAGAAGAAAAGAAUCACAGUAUAUGAUUGUUUUCAAAAGGAAAGCAACAGCAUUGAUAUUCCUCAAGUGAAAAAGUUGGCAGUGUUGAUUUCUAAUCUGCUGGUGGAAUCUUCUGGUGAUGAGGUAGAUAAAGUGAAGAUGAUUCCAUUUGAGAUUGAGCAGGCACAAGGUUUACCCAAGACAAAACAUCCUUUCAACUGUGGGAUAUUUCUUGUCAAGAUUCUGGAGUGCCAGUCAUUGAAGAUAGGAGACAUGACAAAGAUUAAUGAUGACAAUGCAUUGGAGCUAAGGAGAACCUUGUCUUGUGAGAUCUUCAACCAAUUUGUGGAUGAGAGCUUUGGGAAAUGAGAAUGAUGCAUGAAAACAUUUUUUGUUUUAGUUAAGACUCGGUUUUAGUUAUGACUGUUUAUUUUGUUAUGUUGUUGGCGUCUGGUUACAUAAGAAAGAUUGGAAGGAUAUCAAGUAUUUUUUUUGGGUAUCAUAUAUCUUGGAAGGUUAAAAUAAUGUUUCUGGAUGGGUUUCCAGAAAAAAAGUUAAGUGUUUCAAAUGUAAAAAAGAAUGAAAUGAGAUUAUAUACUAAGGAUUGGACAUGUAUAUGGUAAGCUUAAAAUUGUGAUGUUUACAGACAACAAAAAUUUAGAACCACAAAGGAUCGAACCCAGAGGGAGAGAGUUUGCGUAUUUGGAUAGUGUGGGAGUUUAGCCACUAGGCCAAGAAGAAUCAUCUGUUAAUGGAUUACAUUUAAUUUUAUUUAACUCCAAACUGUAACAAAAAAAAAAUUAAAAUUGAUUUUGAAUCCACCACAUAUCGAACCCGGGGAUAGAGAGACUUUUGAGUUAUGAAAUGCCUUGGUUUAACCGCUGGUCUGAGGAGAAUCAUCUGUUAAAGAAUAUUACAUAAGCAUACUUAAACCAAUUAAUAUAGGAUAGGUUUCCAAAACAAUACAUUUCGAUUGAAAAAAGACAAAACUCUUGCCGUCUCAACACUCUCGCCGUUUCAAACUUCUCGAAUCUCACUCGUCUCCGCCUCUCGAAUCUCUCUCUCAUCUCCAUAUCUCUCGAUCUCCGACGAAAACCCAUCUCCAGAACUCUCUCUCUCUCUCGAUCUUUUACGCGAGCUCUCUCUAUUCUCCGAGAAAAACCAUUUCUAGAGCUCUAUCUCUUUAAGGUAUGUUGCAGAUUCAACCUUAUGUGUGUUUUCUUUCUGAGAGAUUGGUCUCCUGGUUUUUGCUUGUGUAUAGACUUGCUCGUUUUAACCUAAUAUGAUUGGUAGAAUUCUAGUUCAUGUGAAAGCAUGUGUAUAGACUCAGGAAGGAUUUGUAUUGUUUCAGGAAACCCUUCCUGAAAAUUGGAUUUUAAUUAAUUUAGACAAAUAAAAUUUUUCUUGUUUACGCAGGAUAGAAACAAGAUGGGAGAUCCAUUACCAUUAAGACUAGCACUGCCUGAGCUGAGGUAUCCGAUUGGAUCAGAGCCAGAGAAGACGAUAUCGAUAAACCAACACUCGAUAGUUGCUUAUAUCAAAACUGUUAAGGAAAUUCUAGGAAAUGAUGAGUUCAACAGAAUAAGAGGGACGUUUUUGGGACCGGUGAUCAAGCUUGGAGAGAGGUCUUUGAAAUUAUCAGCUAAGAUAGUGCACGCAGUUCUCACCAAAAGCAUCAAGACAGUGAAGAGACACGAAGCAUGGUUCCAUUUUGGUGCUCAGCCAAUGAGGUUCUCUAUAAGAGAAUUCCACAUGGUGACUGGUUUGAAAUGUAGUGGUGAAGCAAGAGAACCACGAGAGGAAACCGAGAAAUUUAAGUGGGACUUCCUAAAAGGGCGUACUCAUACAGUAAAGGACGUGGAGAAGCAGCUCAGAAACACAAGAGAAGAUGCUUCUGAUGAGAGAUUCUGCCUUGCAAUGCUCCUCCUGAUUGAGAGCAUACUACUACAGAAGAGCCUUCUCGACGGUGGCACAACUUUUACUUUGGAUUAUGUGAAAAUAGCGCAGGAUAUGGAUGUCUUGAUGACAUACCCAUGGGGGAGAACAGCUUAUAAUUUGCUGUUAAAAUCACUUCAGAGAGCUGUCGACAAAAGCCUCGACAAAAACAAUUAUGAUUUGCAAGGAUUCCCUAUGGCAUUUCUUAUAUGGAUACUUGAGUCAGUACCUUUGCUACAGUAUGCAUUCAGUCAAGUUGUUCCUAUUCUGAGCGUUCAACCGUCUACCCCAAUAUUUUUGUGUGAGAAGUACCUUCAAAUAGCUUCUCCACAGCUGAUAGAUGUUCUCCUAAUUGAAAUCAAAGAUCAUGUAAGUUUUUACAUUAUUUUUUUCUUGUUUCUGUUUUGCCUUAUGAUUCUCCAUUUAAAAGCUAAUUAUUUUUAUGGUUUCAGCUUAAGGUCACAUGCAUCCUACCUCCUAUUUCUAAUGAUCCAGAAGCUGAUGUUUGCAUGGAAGACGAAGCUAAUAAAGAUCUGGAUGACAUGGCCGAUUUAUCCAAGAGAGGUUAUAAGUUUAAAAUUAGAGAUUGGCGAAACAUGUCAGUAGACCUAUACGGUGCUAAUGAACAAAUAAGAAGAGCA
This is a messenger RNA of Brassica napus (rape), 3446 nucleotides long. RefSeq lists its product as uncharacterized. Gene Ontology annotation, molecular function: cysteine-type peptidase activity. Bases 70 to 1239 code for a protein of 389 amino acids. The transcript is spliced from 5 exons. The record is from RefSeq and is a predicted model, not a curated record. Lineage: Eukaryota; Viridiplantae; Streptophyta; Magnoliopsida; Brassicales; Brassicaceae. Gene Ontology annotation, biological process: proteolysis.